UUGCAUCUCUAGUCCUCCAUAUUUAGAUAAACUACAGAUCGAACCCAUUUCUCCUUCUUUUGUUUUAGUCUCCCUCCGCGUAGAAGAAGCUUCUCCGAGACUUGUCUCUGAUUUGAUUGAAGAAGACGCUUCAUCGAAAAUUCUCUUAGAUUUCUAUCAGGGCUUUAAAGAAGGUGAGAUUACAUAGAGAUCGUGUUCAAAAAAAAUGGGGAGUCCAAAGAAGAACGAGAACAAAGGCUUCUUCGCCGCCAUGACUUCUGGCUUCUCCAUGUUUGGUAGUGCCAUGUCGAGAUCUGUCAACGGGUUGCAAGGUAAUGAAGGAGUUGAGGUUAUAAAUCCAGAAGGUGGCAAAGAAGAUGCAGAAGAGGAAGCUCAGAAAGGACGGUGGAAGGACGAGGAACGAGAUAGUUACUGGAAGAUGAUGCAGAAAUAUAUAGGUUCGGAUAUUACGUCAAUGGUUACUCUUCCUGUUGUUAUAUUUGAACCUAUGACUAUGCUCCAGAAGAUGGCGGAGAUAAUGGAGUAUUCUCACUUGUUGGAUCAAGCAGAUGAAUGCGAGGAUCCAUACAUGCGUUUAGUAUAUGCUUCAUCAUGGGCUGUAUCUGUUUACUUUGCCUUCCAACGAACUUGGAAGCCUUUCAAUCCUAUUCUUGGUGAGACAUAUGAGAUGGUCAACCACGGUGGGAUUUCAUUUAUUUCUGAGCAGGUCAGCCAUCAUCCCCCAAUGAGUGCUGGUCAUGCCGAGAACGAGCACUUCAUUUACGACAUCACAUCAAAGUUGAAAACUAAACUUUUGGGUAACUCUGUUGAUGUUUACCCUGUUGGAAGAACGCGUGUAACCCUCAAAAAAGAUGGUGUGGUUCUGGAUUUGGUGCCGCCUCUCACUAAGAUUCACAAUUUAAUAUUUGGACGAACCUGGGUUGACUCACCCGGGGAAAUGGUCAUGACAAAUUUAACCACUGGAGACAAAGUUGUACUCUAUUUCCAGCCAUGUGGCUGGUUCGGUUCUGGCCGCUAUGAAGUUGAUGGCUACGUUUACAGCGCAGCUGAAGAACCGAAAAUCAUGAUGACAGGAAAAUGGAAUGAGAAAAUGAGCUACCAACCUUGUGAUGCCGAAGGGGAACCCCUACCAGGCACAGAGCUGAAAGAGGUGUGGCAUUUGGCUGAUGUCCCCAAAAACGACAAAUUUCAGUACACUCACUUUGCUCACAAGAUAAACAGCUUCGACACAGCGCCUGCUAAGCUCUUGGCUUCAGACUCACGUAUCCGUCCUGAUAGAUAUGCCCUUGAGCAGGGUGACCUUUCUAAAGCUGGUGCCGAGAAGCACAGCCUUGAGGAGAGGCAAAGGGCUGAAAAGAGGACCCGAGAGACAAAGGGACAAAAGUUCACUCCAAGAUGGUUCGAUCUAACGGAUGAGAUCACACCUACUCCAUGGGGAGAUAUUGAAGUAUACCAAUACAACGGGAAGUACACAGAACACCGAGAGACAUCAGAGAGCUCAAGCAGCGCCUCCAAUGAAACGGACCUAAAAUCUAUAGAGUUUAAUCCUUGGCAAUAUGGUAAUAUAUCAACCGAAUGAGGUAACUCUUAUAGUUUAAUGCUGCUGUGAUUCAUGGACUCUUGAAAGUGAGUUCCAUGUUGUUUAUUCCAGGGUGAAAAAUCUGAUUAUGUAGUUUGAGUGAUAAAAACAUAAGAUUGUGUUUCUGUCUCGUUGUUCUUUGUUCCAUUUCGAUCAAAAGUAGCUAUGUUUGUUAUGUUGUGAAUCUUGUGAUCUUUAUAUAAUUAUUGAUUGAAGUAUUCGUCCUACAACAUAAAUGUGAUUCAAUUUC
Molecule: messenger RNA, 1829 nt
Organism: Arabidopsis arenosa
Lineage: Eukaryota; Viridiplantae; Streptophyta; Magnoliopsida; Brassicales; Brassicaceae
Source: the annotation of a GenBank genome assembly